CUUGAGAAUGCUCAAGUGAAUUUGGCAGGACUUACCCUCGAGGAAGCUGAUUGGGUGGGUAAGAGUUGUGGUGGACUAUAUUACUUGGAGACUCCUAACAAUAAGCGGGUGGCAAUGGCAAUCUCCUCAAAGUAUGAAGUUUGGCAUCAACGUCUAGGGCAUGCAUUUGACAAUAGGCUUCGUCACAUUGAAGCCUUGCAAAGUUUCAAGAGAAUUCACAUCGUCUUUACGGAUACUAUGCGUCGAUUCAGGGCACUUGCUCAACCGCAAAAAACUUCCCACAUUGGUUACAUAUUACAGGAGAGUAGGCAAUGACAUGGGCCAGAUGCAUCUCUUCCGCUUACUCCCCGCCACCAUUCCGCCCUUUCAAGGGAAACAACAAGAGGCUUAGAGAGACUUUGCACUAAUGGCAGACUGUCUUUGGCGAAAGUUUAUGAUAUUUUGAGGAAGAAAGGUGUGAGAGAACCUGGAUGCCGUUCAUUUGGAGACCAUUUCAUCCCACCUAUAUACUCUUUCAUCACGUGGCUCUUUAAUCAUGUGGCUGGUGUUUAGGAACACACUAGCUACUCUGGACAACCUGGAGUAUUUGGAAUCUUGGAAAUAUUUGUUUUCUUUGUUUGCUUUGCUUGCCCUUAUUCUGCAGGUAUUUGGCCGGACAUUCGUAAAUGGCUGGGCAUUCGAAGAUAUGAAUACUUUAUCAAGCUCGAUUAAGUGGAUUAGAAAGGAGCACCGUGGAGUUCAGAUUAGCAACAAAUCAAUAUGUAUAGCCUUUUGUUGCGCCAUAUAUACGAUCCGGAGAUCCCGUAACUUAGCAUACUUUGAUCAUCUUCUCUUCCAACCCCAGGAGGUUUUAGCUAAAAUCAAGAUGGUAGUUUAUAGAAACCUGGUUAGCCUAUAUCCUACAUUCCUACCACUGUAGUUGUUUUUAGAAUCUGUUUUUGGAGGAUUUUUCUUUGGUCUGGGCUUGUUGUGUUCUAGCUUUUUGGUUUGGUAUCUGAUUAGGGAAGGUUGUGGCAUGGUUAGGCAGGUUCUUUUGAUUAAAGUGAGGGGCCUGUCCCUUGCUGUUUGGUUUGUGGCUGCCAUAUGUGGGUAAGGCAAUGAUUCUACCUUAUGCCCGCAGUUUGUUGUUUUGUUUUUCUUUGAGCAGGGGUAUGCCCCGGUGGUCUUGAGGAUUAUACAAUUUUGGAUGAGUCAACAUGUACAGUUUACC
This is a messenger RNA of Cuscuta epithymum, 1210 nucleotides long. NCBI's taxonomy places the organism in Eukaryota, Viridiplantae, Streptophyta, Magnoliopsida, Solanales, Convolvulaceae. The record is from the annotation of a GenBank genome assembly.